This is a messenger RNA of Capsicum annuum, 834 nucleotides long. Its product is annotated as heavy metal-associated isoprenylated plant protein 24. The record is from RefSeq and is a predicted model, not a curated record. Lineage: Eukaryota; Viridiplantae; Streptophyta; Magnoliopsida; Solanales; Solanaceae. Gene Ontology annotation, molecular function: metal ion binding. The transcript has 2 exons. The coding region runs from base 291 to 743 and encodes 150 amino acids.
AAUCAUUCACCAACAUAAUUUAAAGACAGAAUUAAACUCUCUUUGGUCCUGUCACUUGUCACCCUUAACUAGCUUCUUCUUCUUGUCUCUUUGUAUACAAUUCCCCUGAUCAUAUUAAGUCCCCACCAAAAAACACAUUAAUUGGUACUAGUACUCUAUAUAUCGUCUUCUUUCUAGGAAUAUAAAUCCACCACCAUAAACACAACUUUUAUUUUCUCAGCCAAUUUGAAAGCUUUUCUUAGUUAAUUUUAUAAUUCUUCUUUAUUAUUUAAACACACAGAAGUUUCAUCAUGGGAGUUUCAGGUACUCUGGAAUAUUUGUCUGAAGUACUUAGCAGUGUUAAAAAGAGCAAGAAAAAGAAACAGAUUGCUACUGUUGCUAUUAAGAUUAGAAUGGACUGCGAAGGUUGUGCUCGCAAAGUUAAGAAUGUUCUCUCUGGAGUCAAAGGUGCAAAAUCAGUGGAUGUGGACUUAAAACAACAAAAAGCAACAGUAACAGGAUUUGUGGAGCCCAAGAAAGUGUUGAAGGCAGCACAAUCCACUGGUAAGAAGUGUGAGAUUUGGCCAUAUGUGCCAUAUAGUAUGGUGGCACAUCCUUAUGCUGCUGGUGUUUAUGACAAAAAGGCACCUCCCAAUUUUGUUAGGGCCACUACUGAUCCUACUGUUGCUCACUUGGAUCCUGUUGAAGAACAAUAUUCUCUUAUGUUUAGUGAUGAAAAUCCAAAUGCUUGUAAUAUUAUGUAGCUAAAAUUAUAAGUGAUUUGAUUAUGUAAGUUGCUUGUAUGUAUUUAGUUUCUUCUCUUAUAAAAAGCAUAUAUACUCUUUUAUUCUAGAA